AUGAGUGCAAGGCCGAAUCAGAGGAACAUCAAGUGGGUGGAGGGUCUCCGCGGCAUCACGUCGAUCCUGGUUAUCUGCACCCACGUCACGCGAGCGUUCGAUUUCGCCUUGUUCUGGCCUGCCGAUGAGAUACACAAGCCGCCUAGAUUACUACAGCUCCCGUACCUGCGGAUACCAUAUCAGGGCCGCAUUGGCGUGCCUAUCUUCGCCUUCCUGACCGGCUUUGUGUGCGCCUACAAGCCCCUGAAGCUUGCCUACCAACACGGCAAUGCUCCCGCCUCGCUCAAAGCCGUUGCGCGAAGCGCAUUUCGUCGGCCGCCACGGCUCAUCCUACCCGCCAUGAUCGCGACCCUAAUAAGCUUCGUGCUGUCGUGCUUGGGGGCAUACAAGGCGGCGAACCGCUGCGAUAGUUUCUGGGUUCGAUUCGACGCGCCCGCUCCUCUCCCGUUCCGCGAGAACCUCAAGCGGCUGUUCAGCACGUCCCUGACGACAUGGACAAACACCGAGAACAUCUACGACAGACAUCAGUGGGCUAUGCGUCCGCUGCUGAUUGGGGCUUUCCAGGUGUACAUUGUGCUCGCCGCCACGAUUGGGAUGCGCUUCAAAUACAGGAUAUUGGUCCAUGUCCUGCUGAUCCUGUACUGGUUGAUCAAUGUCAAUCCCAUGACCGAAACGUUUGGUGCCAUGCUUGCACUCGGUACCCUGCUUGCCGAGCUGGCACAGCACCGGCCGACGCAGAACUUCAUCUCAUCGCACCAACGCGUGCUCACCUUCAUUGUCGCCCCUAUUCUUCUCCUAGUCGGCGGCUACAUUGGCUCGUAUCCGCACGAGCAUGAAGACUGGGCCUCCUGGUCCCUCAGCCUCCACCGGUUUCUUGUCAACCCAGACGGGGACGAGAUCAGGGGCAGCUUUUUAGUGCCGAAGGGAGCUGAUGCUCCCCGUCGGACAUCGGCAUACUUCAUCAUGUGUACCGCCGUCUCCAUCUUUAUCUCGCCGCUUCUCCAGAAACUCCUUUCCCACCGCCUCUUAAUCUGGCUAGGACACCACUCCUUUGCCGUCUAUCUCGUACAUGGCACAAUCCUGCGAACUGUGGGCAUCUGGAUCGUGUAUGGCAUCACCGGCGAACCCUGGCAAGAGGCUGGCAAGAAUGAGGACGGGUCGAAAAAGGAGCAGGAGUGGCUGCAUCCAAAGUCGCGAUCACACAAGAUGGCCGCUAUCCUGGUCUUUACGAUCCUGACCUAUAUCGCAGCGUGGGCAUGGAUGAAAUACGUCGAUGCGGCUUGCGCCAGGGCCACGCAAUGGCUAGAAAGCAGGGUCUUUGAUGAGGAGGACGGCGAGAGCAAAGACGACAUCGCAGAGAAGGGAUACGGACAUAUUAACGGCAAUGGGAGACUGCCGCGGCCUCAUGAGGCAGGGAGCUAG
Molecule: messenger RNA, 1422 nt
Organism: Canariomyces notabilis
Lineage: Eukaryota; Fungi; Ascomycota; Sordariomycetes; Sordariales; Chaetomiaceae
Exons: 3
Coding region: 1-1422 (473 amino acids)
Biological process (GO): polysaccharide biosynthetic process
Cellular component (GO): membrane
Molecular function (GO): acyltransferase activity, transferring groups other than amino-acyl groups
Source: RefSeq, a predicted model, not a curated record